UUCAAUCACUUAGUAAUUGUCAGAACAAAAGGAGAAGAAAAAUUUUCUACUCAUUUCUGGCAACUUAGAUCCAAGUGUAUAUAGAUGGAGAAAGGCAAGAAAAUGGCUCUUCUUGUGGGCUGCAACUAUCCCAAAACCCCGAACGAGCUGCGCGGGUGCCAUAACGACGUUUUGGCCAUGCACGAGGUGCUUGUAGCUCAAUUUGGUUUUGAUCCAAAUCAUGUUGAGCUAAUGAUUGACAAGCCCGGUAGCUUGACCAUGCCUACCGGUGCCAACAUCAAGAAGGCACUAAGCAGAAUGAUCGAUCAAGCUGAGCCAGGCGACGUCUUGUUCUUCCACUACUCGGGCCAUGGGACUUUGAUCAAAGCUCGCAAUUUGUCUAAGAUAGAGGAGGCGAUCGUUCCUUGUGAUUUCAAUCUCAUCACCAGUGUGGACUUCAGGCAGCUUGUGAACCGUGUGCCAAAAGGAGCUACUUUCACCAUCCUCUCUGAUUCUUGCCACAGUGGAGGCCUGAUCGACAAAGAGACGGAGCAGAUCGGUCCAUCUAGCACUCCCAGAAACAGCAUAACUCCACCUUUCUGCAAGCCGAAGGAGAUUCCUUUCCAGUCAAUCCUGCAAUAUUUCACAUCUCUAACAAGCAAAAUCAGCACAGACAUAGGUGCACACUUGGUGGAAGUGUUUGGAUCUGAUGCCAGUCUCAUGUUUCGUUUGCCCCUGCACGAGCUGGAGCCGAUCAGCACACCAUAUUUGAAGCCAGACGAAGGAAUUUUACUAAGCGGCUGCCAAGCAAACGAGACAUCUGCAGAUGUGGAAAUCAUGACGAACGGAAGGAAACCUUGUGGAGCGUUUAGCAACACGGUUCAGAUGGUGUUGAAGAAGAAUUCAGGACCUCUAAGCAACAGGGAAAUAGUAUUGAUGGCUAGAAAGAUUCUGAUCAUGCAACAUUUCAACAACCAGCACCCUUGCCUCUACUGCAGUGAUGAAAAUGCUGAAGCAAUUUUCUUGAGCCCACCCCAGAAACCAAGUCCAUGAGAAAGCACGUUAUAUGUUGCCAUGAAAUCUUGUGUGUAUUGAUAAGACAAUAAAAUCUUUGUGCGAAUAUGCAAUUGUUUCAUUGUUUGUUCAAAAUUGGAGUUUCCCAAGUCAUGAAGAAACUGAAUUCAAGAAUUGUUUUGAUAGGAGAAUACACUAAACCCGAACGACAAAUGCCCUCAAAAAA
Sesamum indicum (sesame) is the source of this 1219-nucleotide messenger RNA. It is a transcript of the gene MC9, whose product is annotated as metacaspase 9. Gene Ontology annotation, biological process: proteolysis. The record is from RefSeq and is a predicted model, not a curated record. NCBI's taxonomy places the organism in Eukaryota, Viridiplantae, Streptophyta, Magnoliopsida, Lamiales, Pedaliaceae. Gene Ontology annotation, cellular component: cytoplasm. Gene Ontology annotation, molecular function: cysteine-type endopeptidase activity.